Messenger RNA from Xenopus laevis (African clawed frog), 2955 nucleotides. RefSeq names its product REST corepressor 2-like (gene rcor2.S). NCBI's taxonomy places the organism in Eukaryota, Metazoa, Chordata, Amphibia, Anura, Pipidae. The record is from RefSeq and is a predicted model, not a curated record. The transcript is spliced from 12 exons. Bases 1 to 1296 code for a protein of 431 amino acids.
AUGGAUGACGUGGGAGCGCUGAACCACUUGCUACCCGUCGAUGCGCUACGAUUGCGGGUAGGACUACAGUGCACAAGCGAAGUGACGACGAACCAGUGCUACGUGGAGAAGCUGCGCACACUUAAGGCUUUCCAUGCGGCUAAGUGCACUCUUCAAGUGCACACACAGUUCCUGCAAACCUUGGCUUUGCCAGCUGAGGGAAGUGCUGGAGUCUCUGCUCAUCCCCCGUCCUGCGCUUUGGGCAACUCAGAGGAAGAGAACAGCGAGGAUGAAGCCCCCCGGGACAGCAUGAUACGCGUGGGCUCGGAUUACCAAGCACAGAUUCCUGAAUGUAAACCAGAUUAUACAUCUCCAUCCAACAAUGUGGAACUGAAGGGAAUGUUGGUUUGGUCGCCCAAUCAGUUAGUGUGUGAUACAAAGUUGGAUGAAUACAUCACCAUGGCAAAAGAGACGCAUGGAUACAACGUGGAGCAGGCACUGGGGAUGCUGCUGUGGCACAAACAUGAUGUGGAGCGAUCCCUCGCUGACCUGGCAAAUUUCACUCCUUUCCCUGAAGAAUGGAGUGUGGAAGACAAGGUUCUCUUUGAGCAAGCGUUCAGCUUCCAUGGAAAAUGCUUCCAGCGCAUCCAGCAAAUGCUCCCCGAUAAAAUGAUCCCCAGUCUGGUGAAGUUUUACUACUCGUGGAAGAAGACUCGCAGCAGAACCAGUGUUAUGGACAGGCAGGCUCGUCGGCUGCAGACCAAAAGGGAGGAGGGAGCAGAGCAUGUCACAUCAUAUAAACUUUAUUUUUUCAUUCUCUCUCUUCUGUUUCAGGUUCAAAAUAUCAAACAGAUCAAUAGUAGCUUAAAGGGGAGCCUUGAAGGAGGGAUCAGUGAGAUGAGACCCCCAGAGUUGAACUUGAAGCUGAAUGCCCGUUGGACAACAGAUGAGCAACUCCUGGCUGUGCAAGCGGUAAGAAAAUACAGCAAGGAUUUCCAGGCCAUCUCAGAGGUCCUUGGCAAUAAAACACCACCUCAGGUGCAGAUAACCUCCGUCUCCUCUUCCUCCCAAACUGCACCUCCUGCUGCUGCUACUACUACUGCUGCUACUACUUCUACUACUGCAAUGUCGCUGCCCCCACCACUACUGCGGCCGACUAUUCCUUCUGCUCCCGCGCUGCACCGGCAGCCCCCCCCACUCCAGCCUGGACGCCUCCUACAGCCCCGCCCUCCUCCGCUUGUCCGACCUGCCCCUCGGCAAAGCCCUCGCGCUCCUCCAGCCUUGCUGGGAAGUCACGCCGAGUCGACUUUCUCUUGAGGAACUCCGGUAUUUUCUAUGGAAAUAUUUGGAGGGUUGGGGUAUUUAUGGGAGGACAACACUGAAAUUAUUUAAUAACGCGAGUGCAUCUUAUCUCCCACAAUGUGCAGAAGACACGGCAGCAACUGAUGUGGGUGCAAAAAGGUUUUUAUCCGUGUUCCUCUAUAGUUACGUUUGUAAUGGAGGAAAAUGAAUUCAUUCCUUCAGUUCACACUUCCAAUUCCUCAAUGUGCAGUUGCUUUUUUUGAAUGAAAGGGGGGACAGGAAAGUAUUGGUGCGCUCUCUGCUGCUGGACCGUGAUAGGAAAAAUAAACCAAAAAAACAAGUACUGGCCCUCUAGGCAAUGCACAGUAGAUGGCAAGCAUUGAAUAUUGGGGGAUAGACGAGUUAAUGCACACACGCAUGCCAUACAGUUUACAAAUGGAGAAUCUCAUGUGAAAACUUUUCUUACUGCUCAGUGCUAAAAACUAAAAAAAAAAAUGCCCAAUGUUCAACACACAACGAUAAGAGAAUUAUUUUACUAUGCCAAUAUGGCAAAACAUAAUGGAUUCCCUUGUCUCCUGCCGUUACAUUGAUGAACUGCUCCACCCUGUAACAAUAAGCCGAAUGGAGCCGGGUGCAUGAGGCAGAAUGAUGGCCGCUUGGUGUGAUAUCACUGACCAGCGCUUUGUAGCAUCAGCCAGAUUUCUGAUUGGCAGACGUCUGAAGUAGCGAUGCUCACCCUGUUGUCUCUGUGGCUGUUGAAUUACAAUUUAUGGCAGGAUUGAGAGAGUAAUAGUUUCACAAUCACUGGAGGACUGCAGGGUCAUCAUCAAUGUCCUGCUGAAGUCGGUUUUCUCAGUUAAUUGCAUAUUGUGUUACUGUUUGUUUCCUCCUUCCGUUUCAUGGCUGCUCUGCUCUGCAGGCCUCCAUCUCUGGAGCUUGAAAGCACAUUGGGUCAUGUGACUAUCCACGGGCUUCCAAUCAAAGGAUUUCAAUCAGAGGACGGCCUUCAGCAGUGGCCUUCUCCUCCAAACUCACCCAUCAGCAUCAAUAUCAUCAAUAUCAUCAAUAUAUCCUGCCAUGGCAGUGUAACUAAGCAACACAAUAGAUUGGAUGUAAAAAACAAAACAAAUCCACUCGAUAGAAAAUGUGCAUUAUUAGGGCCCCAAUGGGGCUCCUGUUUGUUUAAGCUUCGUUUGUUACAUCAGUGCCUUCCAGUGCUAGAUCCAUAUAUAUAUAUAUAUAUAUAAUACACAAAAGCCAUGAAUAUCCUGUAAAUUAUAUCCUUAUAAACGGUGACUAGUGAUGUCAUCAGUUAUAAACAGUGAGUUCUGAUGUCAUUUUUGUCACAUGACUCACUGAAACUUGUGUAUUAUAAUAAAGUAACCCUUGAGAUAUAUAUAUAUACACUUGUUGAUGCUGUGAAGGCCACUGUGUAUAGAAUACCUGCUCCUCAUUAAGCCAUAGAACUUUAAAACACUAUUGGAUUUGAUCCUGUAGAUGGUGCAAUAUCCUAAUUACAACUCUCACUGUCAGGGGUGAGAGCUGGUGAUGGAAUUGUUGUGUGUUGUGUACAUUAGACUGUCCGUGACUAUACUGUGAGGUGUGGGACGUACUCAGUCCAGUGAUGUAGUGAUUUUUUUUUUUUUUAAUACUUAAUAAAAUGUUGUUUUUUCC